AUGUAUGAUCUUGAGAAGGUCAUCAUUAUUGGAGGAGGGCCCACCGGACUCGCAGCUAGCAUUCGCUUGGCUCAGAAUAACAAGCUCAGUCCGGUCAUCUACGAGCUCCGCAAUCCAAAGACUGCGGGUCUCGGGGGCUCUAUAGGUAUCCCUGCAAAUGGUGUGCGUGUCCUUCACCGUCUGGGCCUCUGGGACACGAUACGUCCACGCAGCGUCGAUAUUAUCAAUACCGUCCUGCAUUCCACUUCUGGCAGUGUUUUGAGCGAAGUCGACAUUGCUACAGAAGCCAAGAAAAAGACAGGGUUCGGGUAUCUCCGCAUCAACAGAGUGGAUCUGGUGGAGUGUUUACGAGACGGUACUGAAAAAUACCAGAUCCCGAUUCAUUAUGAUAAACAAAUCACGUCCAUCAGCGACAACGGCUAUUCUGUCACUGUAACCUUUUCCGAUGGCACUAGUGACACAGGAUCUCUUCUCCUGGGUUGUGAUGGCAUCCAUUCGGCAGUACGCAAGCUGCACAUCGAUGCAGAAAUUGCGCCCGUGUACUCGGGUAUCUCGGCGAUCUCGUCAAUCGUUGACGACGUGAAGGAUCGAGACCCCAAAGACGCGGUCUGCCUGCAUUCGACACUCACGCCCCAUGGAAUGUUGGCGACUGCACCCUGCGCUGCCAAUCAGAUUUUCUGGUUCUUCAGUAAGGAGGUGCCGCUGCCAGCGGGAUCGACCUCGGCCGAUGUCCGUGAUGGUUGGUUGCUUCACCGCCAAAAGGAACUGGCCGAAUGCCGAACUUCGCUAGCCACUGUUUUGAAGUGCGUGCAGGGCCAAUGGGGCCAAUAUUUGCAGCGACUUGUGGAUGCUAGCCAAGACAUUCAUUUCUAUCCGCAUUAUCGCCUGCCACUAUGUGGUCGUUGGUUUGUUCCCUCAGAUGCUCCUCAGGGAUCCCCCCGCGUCUUGCUGAUGGGAGAUGCCGCGCAUGCCGUGCAACCCCACGCCGGGCAGGGCGUGGCACUCGCGUUCGAAGAUGUGAUCCUAUUGUCUGGUUUGUUAGCCCAGUAUCAAGCUGGGGACCAUCAUAACCUGCAGGAGGUCUUUGGCAAAUUCGAUCAGAUUCGUCGGCCGCGGAUCCAGCACAUCAAUGAGGUUGCAUUGCGCAAUGGUAAAAUGCGCCGAAAUCAGUCACCGUGGGCAGUUUGGUGCAAGGAGUGGUACAUGUGGACUAUGUUACGUGUCAAUCGGUUCUGGGGCAUGUCUAUGUCCGGGGUGUUGAAUGGAGAUGUCUUAUAUGACGUGGAAGCGGAAUUAAAGCAGGUAGAUCAAAAGGCCUAA
Messenger RNA from Penicillium pulvis, 1320 nucleotides. RefSeq names its product FAD-dependent oxidoreductase. Gene Ontology annotation, molecular function: monooxygenase activity; FAD binding. The coding region runs from base 1 to 1320 and encodes 439 amino acids. Lineage: Eukaryota; Fungi; Ascomycota; Eurotiomycetes; Eurotiales; Aspergillaceae. The transcript is spliced from 2 exons. The record is from RefSeq and is a predicted model, not a curated record.